Messenger RNA from Hibiscus syriacus, 1433 nucleotides. RefSeq names its product protein NETWORKED 4B-like. The record is from RefSeq and is a predicted model, not a curated record. NCBI's taxonomy places the organism in Eukaryota, Viridiplantae, Streptophyta, Magnoliopsida, Malvales, Malvaceae. Gene Ontology annotation, molecular function: actin binding. The transcript has 4 exons. Bases 1 to 1410 code for a protein of 469 amino acids. Gene Ontology annotation, cellular component: vacuolar membrane.
AUGCAGGUUUUUGUUCUUGAUUCUGAUAAACUCGCUACCACCUUAAACAUGGCGAAAUCUUCGGCUCAGCUAACUAGAAGUAUGAGGAGAUUAGAGUCCAAAAAGCCACAUUCAUGGUGGUGGGAUAGCCACAUCUGCCCCAAGAACUCAAAAUGGCUUGCAGAAAAUCUUGAGGAAAUGGAUCGUAGAGUAAAAAAGAUGCUGAAGCUGAUAGAAGAAGAUGCAGACUCCUUUGCAAAAAAGGCUGAGAUGUAUUAUAAGAAGAGGCCGGAACUCAUAGCUCAAGUUGAAGAGUUCUACCGCAUGUAUCGUUCUUUGGCCGAGCGUUAUGAUCAUCUGACGGGGGAGUUGACGAAGAAUAUACCGUCAGACAUUCAGUCUCAGGGUUCUGGCAUCUCUGAAAUUGGCUCUGAUCUUCCCCCUAGAUGUCCCUCCCCGGAUCUAAGGCCGAGUCGUCCUGAAUCUGGCCUACGUGCUGCUGGUGAGAACAACUCUGAUGUGUACCCGAAAGGAGAUAAGUCAUCUUCUUCAACAGAUUCUGAACCGGAAUCUGAUGAUUACUCAGUUUUAUCAGGGAAUGAGGGUGAUCAAGGGGUGAGUGGGAAAAUGGCUGAACUGGAGAUUGAUCUCAAUGAAAUGAAAGAGAAGCUACGGAUGCUAGAAGAAGGGAGCAUUGAAAGGGGAGCAAAGAAUGAUAAUUCGGAUCUUCUUGCUAGAAUUAUUGAGUACGAAGAAAAAAUGAAAAUUGGUAAUGAACGAAUACAGCUUUCUGAAGAGAAAAUCACUUCGUUGAAGAUUGAGCUCCAGAAAUACAAACAACUCGGAACAACUGGCUCAGAAUCAUGGAUAGAAGAAAGUGUGAAGAUGGACAAAGAAAAUGAACAUGUAGUUAGCAAGACGCAGGCAUUGCUGGAAGAAAAUGCUAGUUUGAAGCUUGAGAAGAAAGAUCUGCAGGGUCAUCUCGAUUUGACUCGAAGGGAAAUUGUGGAGCUGAAACUGGAGCUUGCUAAGAGAAGCAAUUACAUUAAAGUUCUAAAUGAAGGUCUUGAGACUUCAAAAUCAGAGAGAAAUGCGCUUAAGAGCGAGAUGUAUUCACUCAAGGCUAGUGUUAGUUCCAGGGAAGUUCGGAUUGUUCAAAUGGGCAUGCACCUUCACCAAUUACAUAUGGAACAUGUGAAGCUAAUUGCUAAAGCUGAAGCAUCUCAAAAAUCGGAGGAGGAAUUGGUAUCCAAAGUUAAGGAACUAGAGGGUGAGAUCAAGAGGCAAAGAAUCACAAUACUCGACGGAGCGGAAGAGAAACGAGAAGCUAUAAGGCAGCUUUGCUUCACCCUCGAGCACUACAGAAACGGGUAUCAUACGCUCCGGCAAGCAUUUAUCGGUAAUAACAGAGUUCCGGUUUUAACAACAUGAAUAAUAUGCAAUGCUAUAAUGAA